AUGUAUUCUUACGUUAGAAUCAUUAUUGUUUUAGAUUUGGAGGCUGAGCGGCAGGCUUACGAUCUUUUCUAUGAAUAUCAGGCCAAACAACACAAGGACAGCGAUGGACGCUUUCCAAUCGAAGAAGUUCCGAAAGAAUUUGUGGAGCUGCGCGGAUUUCUGUUUCCAAUGGGCUCCGAAUACGGCCCAUUGAAUGCUGAUCAGGCUCGCUCUCGCGAUUAUUAUGAGAGAAUUCUGAAUGGAGAAAAGGAUCCAGAAGAAGUGGAGGAGGUAGCGGAAUGGGAGCGAAGAUCUCUUGCCGAGUAUGAAGAAACUUUAUCUAGGAAAAAGAAGAAAAGGAAGAAAACGGGGGAUGAGCGAGAACUAUAUAUCUGGAAUUUUGAUGUAACCCCGUUGGUUAUCAUGUUUGAACUCAUUAAGAUUUGGAUGUUGUCAUUGCGACUGGCAGCAUCGUUACGUCAUUGCGGAUCUUCAUUAGCACGACGACCGCCCGCGCUUCUGUUGAAACCAUGUAGGAAUAUAAAUAGGUAUGUUUCUAUUUGAAA
This is a messenger RNA of Cylicostephanus goldi, 545 nucleotides long. The record is from the annotation of a GenBank genome assembly. NCBI's taxonomy places the organism in Eukaryota, Metazoa, Nematoda, Chromadorea, Rhabditida, Strongylidae.